This is a messenger RNA of Lymnaea stagnalis (great pond snail), 1553 nucleotides long. The record is from the annotation of a GenBank genome assembly. NCBI's taxonomy places the organism in Eukaryota, Metazoa, Mollusca, Gastropoda, Lymnaeidae.
UUCAAUGUACAUGGUUGGAAACGGGACGACGACAAAAGGGCGUUAGAUUCUUUGGGUGGGUUUAAUGUACAUGGUUGGAAACGGGAUGAUGACAAAAGGGCAUUAGAUUCUUUGGGUGGGUUCAAUGUACAUGGUUGGAAACGGGAUGAUGACAAAAGGGCAUUAGAUUCUUUGGGUGGGUUCAAUGUACAUGGUUGGAAACGGGAUGAUGAAAAAAGGGCGUUAGAUUCACUUGGUGGGUUCAAUGUACAUGGUUGGAAACGGAAUGGCUCAGCAGACGAAGAGCACCCAGCCCAAACAUCUGCUGAAUCGCGCAGCAGCAAUGAAUCGGAAGUACAAAACCACGCGACGUCUAAAAAUAGUGACAAGGCUGCGACCAAGGGUGUCAGCACUUCGAUAUAACGGGGUGUCACAUUAGGUCGACGGAUAUUUAUUACAAUUAUAAAUACGGGGGCUUGUAUGAAGUAGAAGAACAAAACAUUUACAUCCAUGAUAAUGACACAUAGAAAUGUUUUUUUAGAGACUGUGCGUUCGCAAUUUAUCACAAAGCUUUUCUUCGCAACUAACCAAUCACACGUGUUAAUCUAUUUAACUAAUGUGUAACGGAAGUUAACAUAUAUUGAAAGUUAACAUUGGAAUAUAUCGUAGGCUUUACAAAAAUAAGCGUUCUUUUUUUUUCCGUCACCUGGGUAAGGGGGUGGGCUGGAAGGGAUGAAUAUGAUCUCAUUAUCAGGCACCUUGAACAACUUGUCACAGUGACGAAUGGACGUCCGGAGAGGUCAUAGGUCAAAGCGGUGUUUUCAAACCACGAUCUGGAAAGUUUAAUAUCUAAAUGUUGGAUUUGAAAACUUCUUGGCGUGAAAAGAAACACAAAAAACAAAACAGGUCCGCCGUCAGCACUUUAAUUCAGGUUCUCGAAACAUAUGAAUAUUUAUAAAGGCUACUUCUAUAUCCGUGUAUCUCUAUAAAUAUGCUUAAUAUAGCACAGCAAUUAACAUGGUAAUGUAUAUUUUUACGCGAUCUAAUGCGCGAGGACCCUUGCGUUAAUCGAAAGAAGAUGACCACGUGAUCCAUUCUAAAAAUAGGAACCACCCACGCUGAUGGGCCAAUCAAAUCAAGUUAACCAUCGUCAUGAUGUAUGACACAUCAGCCAGCAGGUUAAUCGGUACCUUCCACCCCCCCCCCCCUUUUUCCACCCUUACAAGAUCAACGUAUAAGGUUCUAGUAGUUGAGACAUAUAUGUAUGACACAUCAGCCAGCAGGUUAAUCGGUACCUUCCCCCCCCCCCCCCCCUUUUUCCACCCUUACAAGAUCAACGUAUAAGGUUCUAGUAGUUGAGACAUAAAUAUGGAAAUGUUGAGACAUCGUCUGCUGACAGAGACGGAUCCGCCCACCCAACAUCAAACAGAAAUGGAAAGAUAACUUCGUUUGAAAAAAAAAAACAUUAAGGAACACGACCUUGGCCUCCUGUCCCCAUUGGUUAAUUUUAUUCAAAUGCGUCAUUUUACCUUCAAACGAGGCUUAGUGGAUUGAAAUUGCCCCGAAACAAAUGA